Notothenia coriiceps (black rockcod) is the source of this 1855-nucleotide messenger RNA. RefSeq names its product latent-transforming growth factor beta-binding protein 3-like. Gene Ontology annotation, molecular function: calcium ion binding. The record is from RefSeq and is a predicted model, not a curated record. NCBI's taxonomy places the organism in Eukaryota, Metazoa, Chordata, Actinopteri, Perciformes, Nototheniidae. The transcript is spliced from 11 exons. The annotation marks the transcript as partial.
UUCUUUCUCUCCCAAUCCCACAUACGCACUCUCUCCAAAGCAACAGGCGAGAAGAAGGAAGGAGCGACCCAAAAAGCGAGGGCAACUUUUCAAAAAACUACUGCAACGAGGGAAACUUUUCUUAAAGAUGUCCAACGUGUCGGUUUUGCUGACGGAUUGAUUGUUUUUUUUAAAAGGAGAAAUCAGGAGGGGAGGACGCGCUUUUUUUCCUUCUGCUUCCACCGUAUGAAACGUCACAAAUCUGCCUGGGUUUUUACAGAGCAGGCGCUUCUGAGCUGGAGUGAUUUAAUGUCCCCGGGUCUCUGUGCAGGGCAGUGAAGGAUGCCAGGAUGCCCCCUCUGAUCGCCCAUCUGCUGGUCAUCUGGCUGAGCGUCCACAGGCUGGUGUGGUGCACGGAGCGCUCCUCCACCCGGGAGCGCUUCAAGGUGGUCAUCUCUCCUCUCAUCUGCAAGAGGAUCUGUGUUAAGGGCCAGUGUCAGGAUACCUGCGAGCAGGGCAACAACACCACGCUGAUCGCGGAGAACGGCCAGGUGGCAGACACGCUCAUCGGACAGGGCUUCAGGGUCGUUGUGUGUCCCCUGACGUGUAUGAAUGGAGGAGUUUGCAGCUCGAGGAAGCACUGCCUUUGCCUGCCUGGCUUCACCGGGCGGCUCUGCCAGUUUCCACUCCAUCACACGCAGCAAGCUCAGGCAGCGCGGGGCAACAAGCAGCCCAUCUACCCCCUAUCUUUGAAGCCAGACAUCCAUAAGCAACUGGAGCAUUUAAGCAUAUCGCGUACACAGUUGAUGCAAACCCACUCAGUUUUCACCCUACCCAUGUCACACUCUUCUGAAGUGCAGUUAAAUGUACGUGUUCACCACACGCCAGACACCUCUGUAGUCAUUCAAGCUCUCGACCAAUCAGAUGUCAAGCCUCCUCACAAGACAGGGCCUCGUCCGAUCCCCUCCAGACACAAACCGAAGGGACGCUGCUUCCAGGAGACCACACCCAAACAAGCUUGCAACAGCACCCCACUUCCUGUUCUGACCAACCAGGAGGAUUGCUGCGGCAGCGUCGGGAAUUCAUGGGGACAACACAAGUGUUACCAGUGCCCCAAACUGCCAAAUGCAUCAGUCAAGCAUACCAUUGUGGAAGAGUACGGCUCCACCUGUCCACAGGGCUAUAAAAGAUUCAACCGCACUCACUGUCAAGAUAUCAACGAGUGCUCGAUGCAGGGUGUCUGUCAGAACGGAGACUGUCUGAACACACUGGGCAGCUUCAAAUGUACCUGCAAGGCGGGUUGGGUGUUUGACAGGAGUCGAUGUGUUGAGUCCCAAGCUGAGCAGGCUCAGUGCUUCCUGAUAGCCUCUGUUGUCCGGGGCUGCGAGCACGCGCUGGCCACCCCCCUCACCCAGGAGAUGUGCUGCUGCACGGUGGGAAAAGCCUGGGGCCGCAACUGUGAAAGAUGUCCUCAGGUGGGCACAGUGGCCUUCAGUAAGAUCUGCCCUGCUGGGAAAGGAUACUUGCUCCAAACUACAAUAGAGACCAUGGCCUUCCCUCCCAUCAUCUUCCCCCCUAAGCCCGAAAAGGAGGAUCCACUUCCAGAGAAAGUGACUGAACAGCCUCCUACUAGCACUACCAGUCGCCGUGUGCCCGUUGUUAAACCCACCCCGCCAACAAUCGUGAGAAUGACCCCAGGCAAUGACCCCUUCGAAACACAGACAAAAGUCUUGCCAGAGGCAGAUGAAUGCAGGCUAAGCAGGAACAUUUGUGGUCGCGGGGAGUGUGAGAACAGCCUGAACGGCCACAUCUGUCACUGUCACCCUGGCUACCAUCUCAACCCGCAGAGGAACAUCUGUGAGGGUAAGAGACAAUG